Molecule: messenger RNA, 2119 nt
Organism: Lindgomyces ingoldianus
Lineage: Eukaryota; Fungi; Ascomycota; Dothideomycetes; Pleosporales; Lindgomycetaceae
Exons: 1
Coding region: 447-2030 (527 amino acids)
Source: RefSeq, a predicted model, not a curated record
CCACCUCUCUCACAUCCACGCACGCACGCACGCCCGCACGCUUAUCCAGAACCACUGUUGCUUAGUUGAUUAUCUAUAUAUACACUCUCCGCACUCAAUGUCUUCCAAACUCUGCGCAUCCUGCUCCUGAGGAAGCCAGGUUGUGUGGUACACAGGCACACGUCGGAGACUCGAUGCCAGCCACAUCAGCGCGUAAGAAUAAGCUGCCUGGAGCUACGACAGCCUCAGACUCAACUCCCCCUUCGACUACAAAUAUUGGAUUAAGUGCUGCGCAGUUGGCGCCAGGUCAAGAGAAUAAGCUUGUCCGAUUGCAUAUCACGCCAUUCACUCCCACCCUCCUCAAAGCCUAUCUUGCGCCCCCCGUUCUGCCUUUGGCAAAGAACGUCUCCUACCAUACCGUCGAAGUAUUUCCAGAGAAGGGAUUCGGAUAUCUAGAGCUACCCGCUAUGGAAGCUCAGAAGUUGAAGAAGAAGCUCAAUGGCUCGACGCUGAAAGGAUCCAAAGUCCGAAUUGAGGAUGCGAAGCCGGAGAAGCGCAAGGCUGCUGACGGCGCGGAGGAGGUAGGGGGAGAGGAAAUUCGAGCGGCGAAGCGUGCAAGGAAAGAGAAGAGAAAGAGGGAGCAGGGUGUGUUGGAAGGCGCGGAAUUGGAGGGUGGGAGAAAAGUCAAGAGAGGAUGGACGGAACCGCCGCUGAAAAGCAAGAAAGAGAAGAAGGAACAGAAGCCCUCCAAAUACACAAAGGAACCGGAAAUGCUGUUCAAGGCGAAGUUGAUACCUGUCGCGGCUACUGAGGUAGCUCGGAAGGAGAAGAAAGAGAAAAAGAAGGAUAAGAAGGAUAAGAAGAAGUCUAAAGAGGUCGUGGUGCACGAAUUCGAGAAAAGUACCAAGCAGCCUAGCUUUCUCAAGAGCGUCGCAGUAUCCACGAUGAAGAAGCCUGCGACCGAGUAUGUAGAUGGAAAGGGAUGGGUUGACGAAGACGGCAAUGUGGUGGAGCCUGAGACCGGAAAAGCAAGAAACAGAAGAGUACUAGAGCUAGUAGACGCACCUCCAAAGGAAGAGGUUUCAAGGGCUAGCAAAUCUCCACGGCCUACCACGGAAAAGAAGCCUUCAGCGACACCCGAUCCUGAACCAUCAACAGCCAAAUCAAAGGCGCAAAAGAUCGUCAAGACGAAGAAGCCAACGCCUCUGCUAUCUUCUUCUGAACCCGAUUCAGACGUCCAAGAAUCUUCUGAUGUCUCCUCACCCUCCGAUGAUGACGUAUCCUCCGCAGAAUCCUCCGCCUCCUCCCCUGCUCUGGCUCCCGAUGUACCCUCCAUGACCGUCAUACCAUCAUCCCCCGAAGACAAGAAAGAAAUCCACCCCCUCGAAGCCCUCUUCAAGCGACCUAGACUAAGUCCCCCGUCCACCUCUGGCUCAAACCUUACUGCAACUCCAGCCAAAGGCCUCGCACCCAUCAACACCUCCUUCAGCUUCUUCGACAAAGACACUAUGAGUGUCGAUGGAGGUGGCCCUAAUAACCCACCAGUCACACCAUUCACUAAGCAAGAUUUAGAAUGGAGAGGUCUGCGAAGCGCAGCGCCGACACCAGACACCGCGGCUAUUGGCCGGCGAUUCUCCUUCCCGUGGCGAAAGGGUAGUCACGAAGUUGAUGAUGACGAGGAGGAUGAGGAUGAUGAUCUUGAGGCUGGAAAGCAGCUUAGCUCAAACACGAAGAUUAACGCUUCGAGUUCUCGCGUUCCAGACGCUAUUGCCGAAGAAGAAGAGGAUGAGGAUGAGGGUGCUAACUCGGACCAAGAGAAUGAGGAUGAAGAGAAUAGCGAUCCCGACGUCGACGCUAAUUCAACACUUCUUGGCAAGAAGAAAGGGGCCAAUGGAGUCGAAGGCGAGAAAGAGGAAAGCGAGUUCCAGAAAUGGUUCUGGGAGAACAGAGGCGAGAACAAUCGAGCAUGGAAGAAGAGAAGACGGGAGGGGUUGAAGUCGAAGAGGUUAAGGGAGAAUAGGAAGAUUACUGGGACACGGAGGGUUGGUUGAGCGCGGCUACUUUGGAGUUGGUGAGACAUGCGGUUUGGAGACGAAUGGAAUAAUGACUGUUGAAGAGACUGUGUAAUGUUGAUUUGGCG